CCCAAACCAUUGGAAGUUUGCUCUCAAACCUCCUCCUCCUCCUCCUCUAGAUUCCAUCAUGGGGUUGGUCUGCUGGUUCUGCUCCUCAAUGCCUCCCUUAUAUCUCACCCAGCUCCAAUCCCCAUACACCCUCUAAGGUUGCUUCUCAUUGUAUCAUGAAAUUCCCAUUCAUCAACCAAAUCCCACUCUCAUAACCAAAAAACAAAAACGCAGAUGCAAAUCUCCUGACGACCCAUUUCUUCAAGAUUCAAUCUUUACUGCAAUACUUUCUCCAAAUGACAAAGUCCUCAGUAACCCAGAAUGGUCAUGGUCAGAACCCACAGAGCAUCAAGAUCUGCAGACUACUCUACUUCUGGCCACAUUUCUCAACAACACCCACAAACCCUCUCAAUGACUUCUUCUUCAUCCCCCCAAUGAAGCUCUCUGUCCGCCCACUCUUCAGCCUCCUCCUCCUCCUCGUCUUCGCCGCCACUCUCAGCUGCCGCACCGCCGUCCGCCACAGUCUCAGCGUGAUAGACUUCGAGAAGAAGGCUCUCCUUCCUCCUCCGCCGCCGAAGAAGCCGGUGUUCAACGUCACUCUGCUCAGACACGCCGCCGACGAUGUGGGUGGAGCUCAGGCCAAGAAAGAGGCAGAGCAGCUUCUCGACGGCAACUUCGCUAGUCUUGGGAGGUACCGGAGCUUCGCCACGUGGAGGAGGUUUAAUCACCAUGACGUCAGGGCCAGGACGUCAGCUGGGUACCCGAUGGUGCUCCGGUCGCCGCAGUUUUAUCGGUACUGGUUGGAGUUCCGUAGGUUGUUGGGUGAUUGGUCUAGGAACAGGAGGUUUGAGCCUGAUGUCAUGUUGGAUUUGGUUGGACUUGUGAAAAAUGUGAUUGAGGGGAGGAAUGUGAGCAGUGUGGGAGGUCAGGAACAGAAGCGGUACUCGUCGUGUGCCGUGGUUGGGAAUAGUGGGAUUUUGUUGAAGAGUGAUCAUGGUGGUUUGAUUGAUAGUCAUGAGGUUGUUAUUAGGUUGAAUAAUGCCAAGAUUGAGGGAUUUGAGAGCAAAGUUGGGAGGAAGACGAAUAUUUCGUUUGUAAAUAGUAACAUUUUGCAUCUUUGUGCUAGGAGAAGUGGUUGUUUUUGCCACCCUUAUGGACAGAAUGUGCCUAUUAUUAUGUACAUUUGUCAGCCGGUGCAUUUCUUCGAUUACACUGUAUGCAAUGCGUCCCAUAAAGCGCCUCUGCUUGUGACUGAUCUUCGCUUUGAUGUGUUGAGUGCGAGGAUUGUGAAGUAUUAUUCGUUGAAACGGUUUGGGGAGGAGACGGGGAGGCCGUAUGAUGAAUGGGGGGCUGUUCAUGAUGCUGCUAUGUUCCAUUACUCUUCUGGAAUGCAAGCGAUUAUGCUUGCCUUAGGGAUUUGUGACAAAGUUAGUGUAUUUGGGUUUGGGAAGACAGAGUCAGCUAAGCACCAUUACCAUACAAAUCAGAAGGCUGAGCUUCGGUUGCAUGAUUAUGAGGCUGAGUAUGCAUUCUACCGUGAUUUAGUGAAGAGACCACAGGUAAUACCAUUCUUUUCAGACAAGUUCAAGAUUCCUCCUGUGGCUAUAUAUCAAUGACAUAUUGCCAGUUGAAUCAUGUGCUCUGGAACUAGUUGAUAGGUUACUCAGGGUGUCGAUUGUUGUAUUCUUGCUGUUUCCUAUGAACGAAAAAUUGGUGUAUGAUAGUUGUCCACUACUAUGAAACAGUCGUAGAGCAUGUUUUGUUGAUAAUAUAGUUUCAUACUUUGACCUUCUACUAUCGAAGAUAG
Argentina anserina (silverweed cinquefoil) is the source of this 1786-nucleotide messenger RNA. Its product is annotated as beta-1,6-galactosyltransferase GALT29A. NCBI's taxonomy places the organism in Eukaryota, Viridiplantae, Streptophyta, Magnoliopsida, Rosales, Rosaceae. Gene Ontology annotation, molecular function: sialyltransferase activity. The record is from RefSeq and is a predicted model, not a curated record. The transcript has a single exon. Bases 276 to 1595 code for a protein of 439 amino acids.